UUCUGGCAGGAAAAGCUGCCGUGCGAAGGUCGGAGCAGGGGUUAUGUGGCUGGGUGGCAACGGGGAUGCUGAGGAGGCGGGUGUACUUCCGGGUUCACACCUUGAUUUCCCUCCCUCCUCCGCCUGUCAGCCUUCAAGCUGUCACCCAGGGAGUGCUCUUGCUGCUGCAUGGGACGCGUGCGGGUGUUAGUGGAACUAUUAUUUAAAUAAUAACAGCAUGUCGUCUCAGAUCUCUGUGGCUGGAGCCACAGAGCGUCUAGUUGGUAUCGGCCAAGCCAUAGGUUGCUCCCAAAAUGUUUGCGUCAACUUGCACCGAAGUGAAAAUACAACGCCAUACGCGCACACAAAGCCCCGUGGGGCCAGCAAGUACUUCGGCAGAAAUUGGACACCAGGGGGCGUUCAUGUCCCUUCCUCUGCUCCCCCCGCCACAUACACUCCUUUACCCCUCUCCCCCCGCGCCUUGUUGCACAUAGAUCUUCUUUGUAUGUGCAAAAAGCUACCCAGGAAAUAAUCUUAAGGUGAAAGAGAGAUGCGCAGCGAGAACCUCAGCGCAGAACUUUGGAGAAACAGAGAGAAGGGAGAGAGCCUGGAGCUUAAAGUUGUGUACAACCAAGCACAGGAGGAUAAAAGAGAUGGACAGCUACAUUGUUUGCUAAGCGGGGCGUGAGCCUUAAACUGACUACAAGAGCAGAGGAUGAACCUAAUCUUUCACUGAUUGGUUCCCCAAAGGGACUAUUUUUAUGUGCACAGUGGUAACUAUUCCUGCCCUAUGUAGUUUUGCAGGAGAACUAGGGGAGAGAGGCAUGUCGUUAGUUGAUCUGUUGUAUAAAUCGGGGUCCUCUCUAUGGGAUUUUAAAAUGUGCGUCAGAAGACUAUGAGAUCAUUCUGGAAAGUCUCUUCAAGUCCAGCGGGGGCGAGUAAAGGUGGAGAUGAGCCCGGGAAAUUGCCGGAACAAGAAGAGGAGGAGGAAUCCCAGGUUUUGCACGGAACAGGCCAUUGCAAGUGGUUCAAUGUGCGAAUGGGAUUCGGAUUUAUUUCCAUGAUCAACCGCGAGGGAAGCCCCUUGGAAUCUCCGGUUGAUGUCUUUGUACACCAAAGCAAGCUUUACAUGGAAGGAUUUAGAAGCUUAAAAGAAGGAGAACCAGUGGAAUUUACAUUUAAGAAAUCUUCCAAAGGCCUUGAAUCAAUACGGGUAACAGGUCCAGGUGGGAUUCCCUGUUUAGGAAGUGAGAGACGACCCAAAGGAAAAACAGUACAGAAAAGAAAGCCAAAGGGAGAUAGAUGCUACAAUUGUGGUGGCCUUGAUCAUCAUGCUAAGGAAUGUACUCUACCUCCACAGCCAAAGAAGUGCCAUUACUGUCAGAGUAUCAUGCACAUGGUGGCGAACUGCCCACACAAAACUGUUCCGCAGCAGCCCACUAGUUAUCAGGGAAGAUACGAAGCAGACCCCCAGGCCUCCACCUCUGCGUUCCUGAGAGAAGGGGGAGGGGCGUAUGGCUACCCAUCUCCAUCCUGUUCUCAGGAGGGAAGAGCAGAUGUCUUAGAACGUUCAAGCAGGUCACCACAAGAAGCCACUUCAAGUAAGUUAUCUGCAUCGCCUGAAGAACAAAGCCGAAAGGGGCCCUCUGUUCAAAAAAGGAAAAAGACUUAAAACAGCUUUGUCGCAACCUUUCAUCUUCUUACCCUCUUGGGAUGUCUACCUCAUUCAAGCACAAGAAGAAGAAUUUCACUUCUCUUUCAACCAAACUGGAAUUUUAACUACUGUUGAACUGUGGUCUUCUACUUUAAAAACAAAAACAGACCAGUCACUCCAAGCAAAUCACAUUUGAGCUGAAUGUCUUGUGUUUUGCAUUGUAUGAAUGUGCACAUACCUUGAAUGUAUACAUUCAACACUCUCUGUUUCCUUGGAUACAUCAUCCAUUGCAAAGCAAUAGUUUGUGUGAUUUUUGGAUGCUUACUCCUGGAAUUUUUCUUUGUGUGUUGUCAUCUUGAUUAUUGAAGAAAAAAAGGAGACGAAACUAAUCACAACCGUUUUUCAUGACAACCAACAUUUUCUUUCACUUCUGAAUCCUGCCAAUAGACCAUGGUACUAAAGAUAUUAAGACAUCCCUGUAGGGUUCAGGGUAGUUUUCUUCUCCUCCUGUUACCCAGCACAAAAAUGCUUUGUUUUUUUACUUGUUCUUGACAUAAAAAGGGUAAUGCCUUGAAUUAAAUAUGCCUCAGAAUUGCCACAAUGUUUAAGGAGUUUAAGGCGCUCCCCUCUCUUUCCCUUCCCCCCAAGACAAUGAAUGUGGAGUUACUGUGCUGGUAUCUCAAAUAAUGUGUUAAGUUAAAAUGCAGGUUAGGUGACUGUGAGGGAGAAUGUGUACAUGACUGAAGUUAUUUUGAGUGGUGUUGAGAUCACCUUGUCCGACUCUUUGUGUAUUGUGCAGACUUUGAAGUGUUAGGAAGGUGGCAGCAGCAGCAGCUUCUUCUCUUAUUUGAUUUUUGCUAGUGACAUGCCACGUGUGAAGUGAAUUUUCUGACUUUUGAGAAGUGAACACAGAGGAAAAUGCCAACUGAAAUGGAUCCCUCGACCUUCCUUAAUGCCAUUGUUUAGUACUGAAUCUUUAGUGAACUCUGCAUAAUAAAACAAUAAUCAAAAGCUAUGACACAUGGCCGUUGCCCUCACAUACACACUAGAUGUAACACUUGCUCCAAGAGUUUCCUCACCAAGAAAUAUGAUUUAUAAUAAAAUUAUUGGAAUAAGAAGUAAACACUGUCAGAUUGCAGAUCUUAAAUCUAACGUAUUUCUCUUAUAAAUUAAGACAAUGACCUGAAUGGCUACUGGCUAUGGACAUUGGCUACUUGCCUGUAGACAAUGUGUUUGGCCAUUCCUGAUGUUACGUUUUGGCCAUCUUUUAAGUUUGGUUGAUUUAAAGCUACUUCAUUUGUAGAUGAUUAAAAUGUGGCAAUUUGGAGGUUUCAGUUACAUAUCAAUCAAGAUAGAAGAUUGGAUUAUAACCCUUUGCUAGAACAGCACUUCAUUGUUGGAAGCUGCUUCCCUAAAUGGAAGAAGAGUUGUGCUCCUGCAAGGAUCCCUUCUGCAGCAGAAGGGCCCCUUGCAUGACCCCAACUUGCCUUCUGUUCAUGGAAGGAGUUUCUGAAGACAGAAUGCUACUCCACUAAAGAUUAGACUCCAACCCACCAUAUGCACAGCCAGAACUUCCUUUGAAGUGUUCUCUGUAUUGCCUCCCAUUCACAAAGAAAGCUUGAUGAUAAAUCUAUGAGCAAAAACAUUUUCUUCCCAUGGGCAAGAACAUGUGAGUGAAAAUCAGGUAGAUCUCUACUUUCUAAAAGGGUUUGACCAGAGUCUUCAGGAUGCACUUUCUACUGUUGUUCCAUUGCUCACAAUACAACUUGUUUUGACAGCCUGUAAGUCAGUUCUGAUAGACUGUACCUGCUGUGAGUCCAUUCACUGCAUAGGAGUUGCAUAGGGAAGGCAUAUGUCCCUUGUCAGAUUGACCAAACCCGAGAAAUGCCGUGCUGCUGCUGCCGCCAACACCUUUUCAGGAAAAGUGUGAGGAUCAAUGGCCUCAAUAAUGGGCACAAAUCCUAUGUAACUUUGCUUGAAUUCAUGACAGUGUUUGAGGAAAAAUCUCAGUGGUUUAUCCUGAAGUUCUUGGUGUGCUACAAUGCAAAGCUUUUUUUUUGACGAUACUGAAUGUGAUAUAUGUAUAGAGGAGUACUUCCUUGCCUUAUGUAAGGGUUGUAUAAACUUAUUUAAGUUAUGUAGACAAAUCAAAGUGGCAUUGCUUAACCUUCAAGCAGGUAUGGUAACCAGUUUAAACAGCAAUGAUGCAAAACGUGGUCACUUUGAAAAGGUAAACCAAAGUUCCUUGACUUUUUAUAGCAAGAUGGAAAUGGUGGAUUUGAAAACUGGCCAUUCCCCUGUUUACAUACACUAAAAUUCCAAACCUGAAAUCAUUAUGAAAUAAGUAAUUUCAGCAACCACAGACUGAAUUGCUAAGAGAGCCUAUCAAACUUAUCUUAUUAUUGAAAGUUUAUGUUUUAUUUUUAUAUAUUGGAGGAUGCUCACUAUUACAAAAUAACCUUCUCAGGACAAAGAACUUUGCUCAGGGAAUAUGCCAUGUAAUUUCCCCCCCUUUUCUUCUUUUACAGAAUACUUGCUUGCUCAGAACAAAUCAAAUGUAGACUUUUUAUACUUCUGUAUACAUGUUAUGUGCUGAUGAUAGUAACUACCUCUGAGUUUACAUAUAAAUGAGUUUCUGAUAACUCAAAUAUUCACUUUUUGCAUUAUGAUUUCCCAUAAAAACGUAAGUACAGUGGCAUUUCUGUGCUUUAGAGAACAUCUUGUGACUUGACAUUCACAAGUAGGGCUGACUUUCAGAAUUGCAGGCAGGACAGCUCCUCCCUGCUUCUGAAAUUCUAAGCCACAUUGUUUACAUAUGGGGAAACAAAAUUAUUCUGUUUACAGCAAAUGUCUACCUCAUACUUACCACAUAGGCAACACCUUUGUGCUGCUCAGGCCUUAAAGGUGGCUGUUGAUCCUAUGGUACAUAUCUUUUUUAAAAAAACAAACUCUGCACCUAAUAGUCCCAAUUCAUGCAACUUGCUUUCACUGCACAUGACAGGACAAAUAUGUGCUUAAUUUAAAAAAUGAUGCAUCCAUUUGAAACAGUGUGGAAGUCUCUGCUUUAAAGUUCAGUUCUUAAGGCACAAAAAACAAAUCUGAACUUUGCAAACAGUGCAUGUAAAGGCAACUAAUUUGCUAAGGAAGAUCCUUUCUUGGGUUAUCCUCUAAAUGCAAGUAAUAGCAUAUUUUUCCUCAUUUCAGUUUGCAAAGUAUAUUUUCCAUUUUAUAACCUAAUUGCAGAACCAAGCUUUAAGUCCAGUUUGCCUGCUACACAUUGUGCCACACCCAAAUACCCAGUUCAUGGUUGCUAUAAAACUAUCCUUUAAAAUGUGCAUUUCCAUUCAAAAAUAGGCAAGCUUGAAUAAGUGCUUUGUCUGUUUGAGACCAAUACCUCUGUCUAAGGGUAUUAUCAUGGGUCAUGAUGUCACCAUCAUGGAUGUCACCAUCUUUAAAUUGUGAUAGAGUUUGCAAUAUGCACAGAUGAAUUUUUUUUUAAAAAAUUCAGAUUGUCAGUUUUUAUUAAUCCUGUUAAGGAAUGUACCCUACCUCCAUGCUCACUCAUGAUAACCUGAGCUUAAGCUGAAUUCCAUUUCAUAGAACAAUGUGAACUUGAACAGCACCUCUUGACCAAAGCUUUGGACAGCAAGCCACAUCAAGUAAAUGGAAAUGGGGCUCCCACCAGCAGGUGUCUCUUUUUCCCCCUCCAGCAAUGGAGCCCCUCCUCUCCUCCAAAAGGAUAUCAGAACGGAUGUUCGGCCUUGAGAGUCAACUUACUCUUUUUCUUCAGUGAGGGUUGUGCCACUGAACUGGCCCAAAUACUGUAUGCACACUUGCAUAGCAUCUCUUAAGACCAUUUCUGGAAGGGAAAAGCCAACAGGAUGAUUAUGUAGGUGUUCUUUGGGCACUAACAUUAACUAUGAAAAUGUGAUACAAUUGCCAAAUAAAGGCUAGUCAAUUUUU
Molecule: messenger RNA, 5596 nt
Organism: Hemicordylus capensis (graceful crag lizard)
Lineage: Eukaryota; Metazoa; Chordata; Lepidosauria; Squamata; Cordylidae
Gene: LIN28B
Product: lin-28 homolog B
Exons: 5
Coding region: 875-1651 (258 amino acids)
Molecular function (GO): nucleic acid binding; zinc ion binding
Source: RefSeq, a predicted model, not a curated record